AUGGACAUAGAAUUGGCUAAGUGUGAGUGUUGUGGUCUAAAAGAAGAUUGCACACAAGACUAUAUUAAUGAAGUGAAGGCUAACUUUGAGGGGAAAUGGUUGUGUGGGCUUUGCUCAGAAGCUGUUAGAGAUGAAGUUGAUAGAGGGAAGAAUAUUAAGCAAGUUCUUGUGAUGGAAGAAGCAUUGAAGGCUCAUAUGUCAUUUUGUAGAAAAUAUAUUAAUUCUAAUCCUGCAAUUUGUAUAGCUGAUGGGAUUAGGCAGAUGCUAAUCAGGAGAAGGUCUAGGGAACAAGAUCAACAAGCAGAUCCCAAGUAG
Messenger RNA from Lycium ferocissimum, 315 nucleotides. RefSeq lists its product as uncharacterized. The record is from RefSeq and is a predicted model, not a curated record. Bases 1 to 315 code for a protein of 104 amino acids. The transcript has a single exon. Lineage: Eukaryota; Viridiplantae; Streptophyta; Magnoliopsida; Solanales; Solanaceae.